AUGUCUCGAACAACUCGCUUCAAAGCGAACGUUCUAUCGAUUCGAUUACUCAUGUUAUUGCAGUGUAUAUUUUCUUCUAAUAUUACAAAGGGACAUAUAGUGGGCGAUAAAGCUCAUUUGACUGAACUAAAGAAACUAUGUGAACAUGCUUACACAUGUUUCCAUGACACCGUCAUUAUAUGUGGAAAAUCGGUCAACGAAGCUAGAACUUUUCUUGACUUAUGUGAUUUGUACGAAUACUCCUGUGAAUAUAAUAUGGUUUACAGGCAUGUUAAAGAAGAAGAGGGCAUCUGUCCAAAUCCUAAGGAGUUAGGUACUGGCAUCGGAUAA
This is a messenger RNA of Achroia grisella, 330 nucleotides long. RefSeq lists its product as uncharacterized. The transcript is spliced from 3 exons. The record is from RefSeq and is a predicted model, not a curated record. The coding region runs from base 1 to 330 and encodes 109 amino acids. Lineage: Eukaryota; Metazoa; Arthropoda; Insecta; Lepidoptera; Pyralidae.